GUAACACCGGAUCGAUUAUUUUUAAUAAAGUUUUAUACGUAGUUUAUUGUGCUAAUUCCAAGAAAUGGCGCAAGACCUUAUGAGUCAGUUUUAUGGGUGUUUCAAUUUACCUUUGCAAGAAAAGAUAAUGGAGUUGAGUAGAAUCAUAGAGGUAGCAAUCCCUAACAAGGAUUUACAGACAUUAUUCCCUCAACUUGUUAAUAAUAUUUUUGCAUCUUCGUUGAAUAAUGGUUGGGGAUUGAAUUCAGUGACAUAUGAUGGAAACAGAAAUUUGUUUGAAAUGCUUAUAAGUUUCUUGGAACCUCAAGGGCCUAUGUUUCAAUUGUGCUACAAAUUAUUAUCAGAUCCUCAGUUGAAGUAUAAUCUGCCGCUUAAUAUUUUACCUCUAGAUUUACAAGUGACUUUAGAAAGAGGUCGUUGUCCACAAUUUUAUGCUGAUAUGUUGACUGUUGAUCCUCAGUCAUUGAAAUUAAAUGUUGUUGGUUUGUCACUUAAUCCAUUUGAUUAUUACAUAUUUAAUUUUGCUUUAUAUUUAAUUAGUAAUAAUCAUAAUAAAACAUCCUGGGAGAAUUGGAACAGUGUUUACUUUGCACUGGCAUGUGACUAUUUAACACAUUUCUUACCAACUGAUCCAAAUGUGCCUGUGUUGCCUCAUAUACCACACUACAUGGGCAAGGUGCCAAUGGCGGCCCCACUUCAGACAGCAAACAGACCUCUAGGCUCACCAUCAUUGCUUCUCAUACCAGACUUGUCAGGUAUUAGCAACCAGCAUGCAUCCGCUCAAACACAAUCUAGGAAUGAGGUGUGGCGCUCAGAAACUGUCUUACAAGUUUUCAUUGACAUUUGGAUGAGUAUUGAACAAUAUAGUAAUGGAAAUAUUGAUAAUUUUCAACAAAAUUAUCCAGUCCUCACUUCUAGUCCAGAAAGAGUGAGAACAGUUCGUGUUCUCGUGAAGCACAUUCAUUCAUUUUCAGCUAAAUAUCUAUCAGAUCUAGCGACUCGUUCGUCGGCAUUACGAAAAUAUGCACGACAAAUCAUGUGUGCCAGAGCUUACCAUUAUGUGAAGCAUUUAGUAACAACAUGGCCUUUAGAUGCAUCAUUUAGAUUAGUGAUAGAAUUGUGGUUGAGUUUAAUUCAACCAUGGAGGUAUAUGGAUAAUGCAAUCUCACAGGAAAGAUUCCCCAGAGCACAACCAUUUCAAGAGGAAAGUAACUCCAAUACUCUAGAUGCAAGCUACACCCAGUUCAUAGCAGAGAACUUCCCAACAUAUACAUGCAUUUUCCAAUUGGUUUUACCAAGAUUUAUGAGACUCGAUUUGACCACAUACAAGAAUGCUGUAAUGUUGUUCCGUUUGGGAAAGGUAUUUUCUCAACAACAUCUUAUACCCAUUUUAUGGAAUUUAGAAAAAGCAAUGAUGGAUAAUACCUCAAGUCUACAAAACAGUCCAGAUAAUAGUUACAGUAAUAUUUCUGCUGAACACAGUUACACAUAUAACGGCAUUUCCUUGAGUAAAUGGGUUGCUAUCGCCAAACAAUCAAUUUCUGAACUAAAUGUGGCGGCUAAUUUUGAAUAUUGUCCUAUUUGGUCUGAAAAUAAGAAAUCAUAUAUGAUGGAGUUUAUAAAAAAAAUUCAUACAGCAAAAUUAAUAGCCGAGAAGAAUGUUGAAGAAUUCAAUAAAAGAAUAAAUCAACAACAACAAGGCUUUUGGGCAACGGUGAAGCAUUGGCUGCUUAUAGUAAAUAAAGAUGAAGAUGAACUCCUUUAUGAAGAAAUAAAGAAAGUUCCGGAUUAUCUUAAUAACUGUAUACAUUAUUUUUGUAAUAUUUUUGGGGUAAAUGAUAAUAUGUUACUUUCACUAGAGACGGGCAUAGAAGAUGUUUCUCAAGAGGAUGUUUCGUUUGAUAAUUCAUCCAACUUUGCACUGUCUAUAACUAAUAAGUUGAGAAGCAAACCUACGUCAAUAAAUUAUAUGGGAGACCCAGAUUUAAUGCCUAUAACAAGCUACGAAAAUACCAUAUUAGUGAGGAUGUUUUAUCAAAUUGCAUCAAGAUUAAAUGAAAUCUAUGGAGACGAAUUUAGUGCAUGUUGGAAUCGAAAUGAUUUUUGGGGUUACGUGGCACGUGAAAUAUUGCAAAAGCCGUGUACGAUCCAGACUUACGUCCGGGACGCGACAAACCGCAACAACGUUGUCCGUCACGAGCUGCCGGCGCGACUCUCUCUGCGUCGUCUCGGCUCACAUGUCUGCAUCGUGUGGAUAACUAUCGGAUAUUUACUUUUCCUAUUAUACUCCAACAGUGUCAUCUUAUAUGUUAUGUUCAUAUUUAUAAUGUGGAGCGUUUAUAUAUUAAUUAAAGCAUCUUUGAAAAUGUUAAAAAUUAUG
This is a messenger RNA of Papilio machaon (common yellow swallowtail), 2380 nucleotides long. RefSeq names its product sphingomyelin phosphodiesterase 4. The annotation marks the transcript as partial. Gene Ontology annotation, molecular function: sphingomyelin phosphodiesterase D activity. Lineage: Eukaryota; Metazoa; Arthropoda; Insecta; Lepidoptera; Papilionidae. The record is from RefSeq and is a predicted model, not a curated record. The transcript is spliced from 13 exons. Gene Ontology annotation, biological process: glycerophospholipid catabolic process; sphingomyelin catabolic process; ceramide biosynthetic process.